AUUGCAGCGAGACAUUCAUUAGCACUUUGGCUCAACCAAGAAGUGAAUCUAAAGUACCUAAACAAACAUGGAUUUCGCCACCGCCUCCCAAAAAGCCAAAUCUUUCACCAAGACUCCCCCAGACAAUGUCUUCUUGGAAUUCUAUGGUCUCUUCAAACAGGCUACCGCUGGUGACUGCAAUAUCGCCCAACCAGGUACUUUGGACUUGAAGGCCAAGGCUAAGUGGAGUGCCUGGAACAGCCACAAAGGCAUGAGCCAAGAUGCUGCCAAGGCCGCCUACAUUGCUGCCUAUGAGAAAUAUGCUCCACAAUAUGCUUAAAUUAAAACUUAGCGGACAAUGUUAAACAGAAAAUGAAGUAAAAAUAAACGACAAUAUACACAUUGAAAA
Messenger RNA from Stomoxys calcitrans (stable fly), 388 nucleotides. RefSeq names its product acyl-CoA-binding protein-like. Gene Ontology annotation, molecular function: long-chain fatty acyl-CoA binding. NCBI's taxonomy places the organism in Eukaryota, Metazoa, Arthropoda, Insecta, Diptera, Muscidae. The transcript is spliced from 3 exons. The coding region runs from base 68 to 319 and encodes 83 amino acids. The record is from RefSeq and is a predicted model, not a curated record. Gene Ontology annotation, biological process: fatty acid metabolic process.